Messenger RNA from Sphaerodactylus townsendi, 1671 nucleotides. RefSeq names its product coiled-coil domain containing 62 (gene CCDC62). The record is from RefSeq and is a predicted model, not a curated record. The coding region runs from base 63 to 1265 and encodes 400 amino acids. NCBI's taxonomy places the organism in Eukaryota, Metazoa, Chordata, Lepidosauria, Squamata, Sphaerodactylidae. The transcript has 6 exons.
AUAGUUCUUUGAGCUGCUUCAGUGUUUUAGUUUAUUUCCUUCUUGUCCAUCAUCAGAUCUACAUGAAGCAGCAGCAAGACCUGCAGUUUCUGCAUUUCAGCUUGGAGAGUUCUCAGGAAACCAAGCCAAAACCCAAAAAGGAGGCCCACGAAGCUAGCAUAGAGAUGGUUUUGUUAGAUCUCGAGAGCAGCAGCAGCAGAGAGACGGUCUGUAGCGAAACCUGUCAGAAGGCACCUGCCCCGUUCGCGCACGCUCCCAAAAGCAGCUUGCAAGCUACAUGCCCCACGUGCAGAGCUGGGAAUAGGCAGCAGGCACAAGUCUCAAGCUGCGAGGAGCGACUCUUGGCAAACUUGGAUCUGUUUCAGGAAGGGACGUUUGGCAGUUCAGGGACUCUGCCUAGGGAAGAGCGGAACCCGGAUGGGCCCUUGAGAGCUGACAGAGCGGAGAGCGGACCUGCUUCACAGGCAGAUGGCACCUGCAUGGUGGACAGCAGGGAAUUUGCUCGGGGGACUGAGCGAAACCCUGUCCCCGCUUUGCCAAUCCACGAGCACUGGCUGCCGCUAGAUUCCUUCACGGAGCCUGCGAAUGGCCAUAGCCCCACAUGGAAGCUCUCGGACACAUUUGACCGGGGUUGUAACGCUGCAGAGACAGAACCGGUUGCGACUCCGAGUGGCCGAAGUCCCCUGAACUCUCCCCGUCUGGCCAGAGCUCUGGAUGCCGGCUGCUGUUGUUGCUGCUCUGGGAGCGAAACCUUCCAGCCCGUGACUGACCAAGAGUGGAUCCAGAUUUUCAAGCCAGCCAAAGCACAAGGAAACAUACAGCACGGAGCUCUUUUCAGCCAUCCCCAGGCUAGUUGUGGAAUUAGAAGCACCAAGCCAGAAAGUGACCAUGAUGUGGACCUGACUUUGUCGGAUUUGGGCGCUCCCUGUUUGACAUCGACACAGAAGGCCAGCGGUCCCAAGAGGCACGAGAAGCCGUUUGAGUUGGAUCUCUCCCCCAAGCUCACAAGCACAAUGGAUGUCCAGGCGAUGAAUGGAUGCUGCCAUCCUGCCAUCCACUAUGAUUCCUGCUCACCCACCAGUAAACUUCAGAGACUACUGGCAGAGUCCCGACAGAUGGUGGCUGACCUGGAACGCAGCAACCUUCUCCACGCUACUCCUGGCUGCAGUCCCAAGGAUGCCAGUACCCAAGUGGGUGAGGGAUAUCCAGGGAUGUCACCCACUGCCGAGGAAACCCAAGCGAAGCUUUCUCUCUUCUCUCUCUGAGCUCCGGUGAGGACUCCACCUUCCCCAUCACUGUGUUGCAGACCACCUUUUGGGAGAUGAUUCUGCCCUCAUGUGAAGAUCUGCAUUGUGUGGAAGUUCCACGAACAGCCGUUCUUCCGUUGCUGCUAUCCAUCUUGGAACACCUUGCAUGCCCGGGACCUGGAUCGAAAUGCUGGCGCUUAUUCCCCUUCCCUCUACAUAGAUACAUUUAAAACUUAAAAUUAUGGGACAGUUAAUGAAAGCAACUUUAGGGAACAACCACCCUAAGAUGAAUUGGGGAGUACAUUUUUGGAAGAUUUUAAAUAUGUUGUUCUCAUUUUUUUAAAAAAAGAAAUGCAUUUAUGCCGCUUUCCCCUAUUUUUGUACAAAUACUUUGAAUUUAUAGUAUAAAAACAAAUUGUUCGUU